GGGGAGGGGGCACUGGGAUUUGGUGAGUUAUAACGCGUUUGGGGGAUCUCCCCCCUCCACGCUUUCAAACUAGGGAGUCUCUGGGGGCUGUAAUGCUCGUGGGGAAAAGCCAGUUUGUUUAGUUCCCCUCGUUCGCACUCCAAAACCUGUGAGUCUUGUGGUUAAAAGUUGAAUCUAGACACCCCCUCCCCCCUAUGAUUGUAAAAGAAGAAUUAGAGUAAUAGUAAAACAUUUUAAAAAAUUGAAGUUGGCAAACAUACAUGGGUUUGAUUGGCUAAAAAAUUAUCUCUGUGCAGAUGGGAAGCAUUAGUGUGGCCAGCAUGUAAUUAUUUUUACACAUCUAGAAUAGUAGCUAGAGUCAUUAAAGAUCCCACCUUAUGCAUUGGCAAUAAUGUAUUUAAAGAUGCAUCUGCUUAGUAGGAGAGCAUACAGUGGCUUGCUUUUCAGUCAAGGUUCCAUGGCAACUUGCCUUAGAAGAGGCAAAAGUUUAAUCAAGCCCCGUCUAUGUAGAAAUAUCAGCCUCUCCUGUCAGAGAUAUACAGUUAUGGCAUCGUGGAUAAUAGAGAGAUAUGGGCGAAAUGAUGUGCUACGAUUUACAAAUAACAUGAUGUUCCCUAUAAUACAUUUUCCAAAUGAAGUCAUUAUUAAAGUCCAUGCUGCAAGUUUAAACCCUAUAGAUGUUAAUAUGAGAAAUGGUUAUGGAGCAGCUGCUUUAAAUAUGAAACGUGAUCCACUGAAAUUGAAAAGCACCGGGAAUGAAUUUCCUCUAACACUUGGUCGAGAUGUAUCUGGUGUAAUUAUGGAAUGUGGGCUAAAUGUGUCCUAUUUCAAACCUGGAGAUGAGGUAUGGGCAGCAAUUCCUCCCUGGAAACAAGGCACUAUAUCAGAGUUUGUUGUAGCUAGUGGAAAUGAGAUCUCUCACAAGCCCAAGUGUCUCAGUCACAUGGAAGCUGCCUCCUUACCAUAUGUCGGUCUAACAGCAUGGUCUGCAAUGAACCAAAUUGGGGGAUUGAACCAAGAUAAUUGCAGUGGGAAACGAAUAUUAAUUUUCGGCGCUUCAGGUGGAGUUGGUACCUUUGCUAUCCAGCUAAUGAAAGCUUGGGGUGGUCAUGUGACAGCCGUUUGUUCUCAGGAUGCCAGUACCCUGGUGAAAAAGCUUGGAGCAGAUGAUGUGAUUGAUUACAAAUCUGGAGAUGUAGCAGAGCAACUGAAAAUGUUACCAUUGUUUGAUUUCAUCCUAGAUAAUGUUGGUGGACCCACUGAAAAAUGGUCUCCAGAUUUCCUCAAGAAAUGGUCAGGAGCCACAUAUGUUACUUUGGUAACACCCUUUCUACUGAAUGUGGACAGGCUUGGAGUAGCUGAUGGCAUGCUACAAACAGGAGUCACGAUUGGAACCAAAACUGUAAAGCACCUCUGUAAAGGAAUCCAUUAUCGAUGGGCAUUUUUCACACCGAGCGGCCAAUCUUUGGAUGAGAUAGCAAAACUGGUUGAAUCAGGAAAGAUCCAUCCAGUUGUUGAGCAAGUCUUCUCUUUUUCUGAAGUUCCAAAGGCCUUUCUGAAGCUAGAAGGAGGACAUGCACGUGGGAAAACAGUGAUCAAUGUAAUUAAUAAAAAAUAACAUCUACAGCCA
Messenger RNA from Malaclemys terrapin pileata, 1630 nucleotides. RefSeq names its product reticulon 4 interacting protein 1 (gene RTN4IP1). The transcript is spliced from 9 exons. Gene Ontology annotation, molecular function: zinc ion binding; oxidoreductase activity. The record is from RefSeq and is a predicted model, not a curated record. Gene Ontology annotation, cellular component: mitochondrion. NCBI's taxonomy places the organism in Eukaryota, Metazoa, Chordata, Testudines, Emydidae. The coding region runs from base 392 to 1618 and encodes 408 amino acids.